Messenger RNA from [Torrubiella] hemipterigena, 1931 nucleotides. NCBI's taxonomy places the organism in Eukaryota, Fungi, Ascomycota, Sordariomycetes, Hypocreales, Clavicipitaceae. The record is from the annotation of a GenBank genome assembly.
UGAAAAUGAAACUUGUUAUUAUUACUUUUUCUUUUUGAAUACGCCUACUAAGACCAUUAUUUGCCUGUGCAAUGACCUACUCGUACUCGUGGACCCCCCAAAAAUAACCUCGUUGGCUUGGCUUGACUAGCGAACUUGGCGCCAAACGUUUUUUUGACACGCCGCGAAUCCAGAACAGCAAACGAGGCUUAGCCCAAUAUGGGGCCCCCGCUAGUGGGAAAAUCCGCCUGAGCCGUACGUACACCACCACCCUGGCCCUUGGACGAAUUCCCUCGCAAAGGCCCCUUAACUAGCAAAUCUCCUUCUUCAUCGUCUUUCGACGCACCAUGCCAUCGGUCCGAUCGCUCCUUUCUUGAGCGUAACAUCACAAGGAAUUAUUAUAAAACAAGCAGCCGUGCGGACAGCAUAAUUUCCGCUGAAGCAAAGAUGGACGCCGCAUCCGCGACACCAGAUGCGUCAUGGGCUGCCAUUGCAACGAGCGAUCUCCUUAUUGAAUUGAAACGACGAGCCGAAAAUGGUGAUAGACCAACCUGUGGUGGCAAGGGCCAGGGAUGGUACGAUAUGGCUGCGCACGUCUGUGCCCUGCUGCUGAUUCUCGUACUGAGCACGCUAGCUUGCGGAUUCCCUCUCCUCGGCCGACGCGCAACCUCUGGCCGCCAGCAAAGCCAACUCAUUUUUUACUGUCAGCACAUUGGAACGGGUGUGCUACUCGCUACAGCAUUUGUGCAUCUGCUUCCGACUGCCUUUGAAUCUCUUACCGACCCGUGUCUGCCAUACUUCUUCAGCAAGGGAUACAAGCCGCUGCCCGGCCUGAUCGGCCUCGUGUCUGCGAUUGUAGUUGUCGGCGUCGAGUCGUACCUAACGGCCCGCGGUGCCGGCCACUCUCACUCACAUAGCCAUGCUACUUGGGACGAGGCCGAUGCUAAUGGCGCCUCGCACGAAAUGGACGGCUUCGAGCACCGCCGCAACGGCAGCGCCAGCGGAGGCGCGGUCCGCUUCGAAGACGAUGCUUCCGAGGGCCUUGUUGCCGGCGAAGCGCCCAUGCCCGAGUCCACGCCGGUGGCUGCCAAGCGUCAGCGCAAGUCGGAAGACCACGACGACGAAUUCCACGAUGGCGACUCGGAUCUCGACCUCGAUCUUGCAGAACUCGACCCCGCCCCUCUCGCAGAUAGAAGCAAUGGCCAAUACGCGUCACUCAAGCACAAUGGCGGCGCUGCUGGCAAGACGCGUCCCCGAGCGGCGUCAGAUGCCUACGAACUUACACCCGAGCAGCAGCAGCGCCAGCUUCUGCAGUGCUUGCUUCUCGAGGCCGGCAUUCUCUUCCAUAGCGUCUUUAUCGGCAUGGCCCUGUCUGUGGCGACGGGCCCCAUGUUUCUUAUCUUCUUAAUCGCCGUCAGCUUCCACCAGUCAUUUGAGGGCAUGGCGCUGGGCAGCCGCAUUGCUGCGAUCCAGUUCCCGCGCAACUCGCUGCGCCCAUGGCUCAUGGUGCUUGCGUACGGUGUGACGACGCCAAUCGGCCAGGCGAUUGGCCUUGUGGUUCAUAAGAUAUACGACCCGGCAUCCAUGGGCGGCCUCAUUGUAGUGGGUAUCAUGAAUGCCAUCUCGGCAGGUCUGCUUCUCUAUGCAGGCUUGGUGCAGCUCCUUGCUGAAGACUUCUUGUCCGAGAAGAGCUACCGCACCCUCAAGGGCAAGAAGCGCUUCCAUGCGUACCUAUGUGUCGUGGCCGGCGCUGUCUUGAUGGCUCUCGUGGGAGCCUUUGCCUAGAAACCUGAUGCACCGGGUAGGAUUUGUCUUUGCUUUUGCAUCUUUGUAUUUGUAUAUAAUGCGGCGUUUUUACCAGGAUGGGCUAUGUGUUGCAUUUUAGACUGCUGUGUUUUUCUUUCGACCCUCUUAGACAGAGGACUAAUGCUAAGAGCUGUUUUACUAUGUUC